Messenger RNA from Emericellopsis atlantica, 1813 nucleotides. RefSeq names its product glycosyltransferase family 62 protein. The coding region runs from base 324 to 1442 and encodes 372 amino acids. Lineage: Eukaryota; Fungi; Ascomycota; Sordariomycetes; Hypocreales; Bionectriaceae. Gene Ontology annotation, biological process: protein N-linked glycosylation; cell wall mannoprotein biosynthetic process. The transcript has 2 exons. The record is from RefSeq and is a predicted model, not a curated record. Gene Ontology annotation, molecular function: alpha-1,6-mannosyltransferase activity. Gene Ontology annotation, cellular component: mannan polymerase complex.
CGUAAACUGCCCAUCUACUUGCUUCUGUACUCGAUUCGACGGUCCAGGGUCCUUUGACACGAGCUGGCAAUUUGAGGUGAGCUUAUCCCUUGUCGGCGAGGGCCUCAAGGGCAGCAGAAUCGCAUCACACCUCGACCUUUUUGUUUCUAAUAACCAUCUGAAACCACUUCUUCAUUCCUCUUCUCUGUCAUCUGAAUCCUCCUUAUCGCGACGACGAUACUUUCGAUCCGCCCAAUGUGUCGAUAGGCGAUCGACCGGCCAACCGCACACACACGCAAACCCGCGCGACGAGCGACGACGUUCGAGCAACCUUCACGACCACCAUGGCUCGACCCAUGGGGUCCGUCCGUCUGAAGAAGGCCAAUCCGUCGACUCUCCUUCUCGGCGCUGUGCUCUGCAUUUUUAUAAUCAUCUUUCUCGUCUCCCCUUCGACGCCAACCAAGACCGCUCGUCUCGCGGUCAAUACCGCAUCCCACCAUCUGUCGCCGCCGACAUCACCGUACCGCAAGUCGUCGCGACCUGGCGAGCUCGGUCCGCCCCCUGUCACCCACUACAAGCUCAACAAUGUGACAAUCACGCCCGACCCCAUCGCCAACCAGGAGCACGUCCUCAUCCUGACGCCAAUGGCGCGGUUCUACCAGGAGUACUGGGAUAACCUGCUCAAGCUCAACUACCCACACGAGCUGAUCACACUUGGGUUCAUCCUGCCCAAGACGAAGGAGGGCAACGCGGCAACGACGGCGCUCCAGGCGCAGAUUCAGCGCACGCAGAAGCAGGGCCCGGAAAAGGAUCGAUUCAAGAGCAUCAUCAUCCUCCGCCAGGACUUUGAGCCCGCUGUCAUGUCGCAGGACGAGAGCGAGCGACACAAAAUGGCGAACCAGAAGGCGAGACGUGAAGUCAUGGCGAAAGCGCGCAACUCGUUACUCUUCACGACCUUGGGCCCCAGCACAUCAUGGGUCCUGUGGCUGGAUGCCGACAUCGUCGAGUCACCGCCGACCCUGAUCCAGGACCUCGCCUCCCACGACAAGCCACUCAUCGUACCAAACUGCUUCCAGCGCUACUACGACGGCGACACGAAGAAGAUGUCCGAGCGACCUUACGACUACAAUAGCUGGCAGGACAGCGAGAUUGCGCAACAGCUGGCCGCGCAAAUGGGGCCGGACGACAUUCUGCUGGAAGGCUACAAGGAGAUGGCCACCUACCGCGCCCUCAUGGCAUACAUGGUGACCGAGCAGGCCGACAAGAGCCUCGUGAUACCGCUUGAUGGUGUUGGCGGUACCGCCCUCCUCGUGAAGGCUGAUGUGCACCGCGACGGCGCCAUGUUUCCCCCCUUUGCCUUCUAUAACCUGAUUGAGACGGAAGGUUUUGCGAAGAUGGCCAAGCGACUUGGGUGGCAACCCUGGGGGUUGCCUAAUUACAAGGUCUACCACUACAACGAAUAGAAAUGAUGAGCCGUGCAGUGUUGUAUUUGUAUUCUGGUGUUUUCACGUCCAAAGGAGCGAAAGCUCGUCCGCCUGCUCCGCCAGUCGGAGCCAUGAAAAAAAGUAGCACUGACACAUGGUUUGCUGGUGCGAGGCGUUGGCUGUUGUGGUAUGCUCUGCCUGCUGUAGGAUGCUGGGCAGUUAUCUGGUUAGGCUUGGCUUCGAGCCUUAUCCCUCCCCUCCCGGCUUGACUCGCCGCGAGGGUUUCAUAUACAAUUAUGUACAAUAGAAUCGCGCCAGUGUCUUCACGAUUCGACGGGCUUGGAUCAUUUAUAGAGGUUCAAUGGACGGGGGCGCCGGCAAUGUUUCAUGAUAUACCAAGCUACCAAACU